AUGGCCUUGAAUCUACGGUUACGCAAGGUGACACUUAUAUCCGCGCUUACCGUGGUGGCGUGCAUAUAUAUUACCUACCGCUGCAUUUACAAAGCCGAUUAUGACGACUUUGACCGGUCACUCGUCGAGAAAGUUGGCGAGCAAGUGGAGACACCAGCGGACUUUGACGGUACCGCCUCCAGUUGCCGUUGCCAGGCUGUUCACCGUAGAAAUCGGACUAGGUUUUGGCCACCCUUGGAUGUGCAGGAUUUAUUCUGCUCACGAGACGGUACCUACGACAUAUCUCUGUGCGUAGACCAGUUGGACAAUGCUAGCACCUACCACCGAAAUAAACUGACGGAACGGCUUAGAAUGCUCAGAGCGCAGAAUCCCGAUGUCAAAGUUACCGGCUCAGAGUUGAAUCAGUGGUAUCAGCUGGAAGACAGCAGUCGGCGUCAACGCUAUGAUAUGUACCCCAUGGCGGUCAAUAUUUCAGAGACUAACAGGAAUAUGUCCUUGGGUCUCCCAGUCCUUGAGGUACGGCACUCCACUUUGAAACGUUUUUUUUAUUAUUUAUUAAUGGGCAUCGUCCUGUUGGAGACACCUAGUCACCAACACGAAAUUAGUUCACUUCGAGAAGCCUACUGGAUCUGUGUUUUCCAUUUCUUAGUUAAUUGCCCCAUCUUCUUCUGCUUCCUCUUCCGGGGAUGCUAA
This is a messenger RNA of Dibothriocephalus latus, 693 nucleotides long. The record is from the annotation of a GenBank genome assembly. NCBI's taxonomy places the organism in Eukaryota, Metazoa, Platyhelminthes, Cestoda, Diphyllobothriidea, Diphyllobothriidae.